Molecule: messenger RNA, 761 nt
Organism: Brassicogethes aeneus
Lineage: Eukaryota; Metazoa; Arthropoda; Insecta; Coleoptera; Nitidulidae
Source: the annotation of a GenBank genome assembly
GCGGGAUAUUCGCCAUGCCGUCUCGCGCACUGGCCGUCGGGACGCCAUAAAUGCCGACGAGGCCGCACAGCGACGCCGCGGAGCCGGUGGACGCCGUCGCCGACGACGGUCCACCAGCACCUGGUGAACCCGCCGCCGCCGAGCACGAGCAAACUAGUGCGGUACCCUUGACGAGUGUUGACAGUGUGAAAAAAAGACCAGUGUCGUACCCCUGGGGCCCCGAAGCGAGGCUAGAGGUGCUAGAAGUACCGGAAAACUUUGAACCUUCGGCGAAAAGAAGCUCCGACCCCCCUAAGCCUACUAUACCGGUGAACAAGGCGAAAACUCAGGUGAAGCCGUUCACCAAAGAGUCCCUGGAGCGGUUGGAGAAGAAAACUGUUCAGCUGGUGCGCGAGUACGGGUUUCAGCCGCGUAGGAAGCUCAGUGUCGAAGAUGGUUCACGUCUUCCAGCUAAAUACGAACCUUUUCCGCAGAAGCUCUACGGCAAACCUCUCGAGGAGAUCGACAACUUCAUCUAUGACGAGGUAAACUUUUGCAGAACUAAGGAACGUGCUGCUAAUAAAAAACCUUUUUAUUAUGGGAUAGUAUUGGAUAUAACCCAACAACAACAUUUCUAUAAAAGGUUUUUAUAAUUUGAACUAGCCUGUAAAGGGGUAAGAAACUUUUUAAAAACACCUUGUGUCAAUUUUGUAAAAGCUUUUUGUUUUAAUAAUGGAGCGCAACGAUAUUUUAUAUUAAUCCCGGCGCAUUCGCCAUUUUUG